Molecule: messenger RNA, 1185 nt
Organism: Westerdykella ornata
Lineage: Eukaryota; Fungi; Ascomycota; Dothideomycetes; Pleosporales; Sporormiaceae
Exons: 3
Coding region: 142-906 (254 amino acids)
Biological process (GO): regulation of mRNA splicing, via spliceosome
Cellular component (GO): nucleus
Molecular function (GO): mRNA binding
Source: RefSeq, a predicted model, not a curated record
GCCGGGGUUUUCUCGCUUAAACUUUUACGCCAAGCUUCCCCAUUCAUGUCUUAGCUCAGGGCCUCGCCACUGCUCCCUUCAAACAUCACGCCCUCUUGUGGUGGUAUCACGACCGUCAAACACCUCCCAUUUCUACCGAAGAUGUCGUGGCGUAACCAAGGUAUUACGGGCUCGAAUAACAUUCCCCUCGGGACUCGGCGACGGUUUGGCGGCGGCGACGAUGCUCAGGACGACGGCGGCUACAAUCCCGCUGCGCCAGCGACGGGGUUGUCAGAGCUGAAGCGCGGUCGCAGUCCAACGCGUGACGCCCAACCCGUCGAUGGUCCCAAACGGCGACGCAAACGCAAUCGAUGGGGGGAUGCCAGCGAGAACAAGGCUGCCGGCCUGAUGGGCUUACCCACGGCCAUCUAUGCGGCCAUGACUACGGAGCAGCUUGACGCGUAUACUCUGCAUUUGCGCAUUGAGGAAAUCACCCAGAAGCUCAAGAUCAACGAUGUUGUGCCUCCAGAGGGUGAACGGUCGCCGUCCCCUCCUCCGCAGUAUGAUAACUUUGGUCGCCGUGUCAAUACGCGCGAGUUCCGCUACCGCAAGCGACUCGAGGAUGAGCGUCACAAGUUGGUCGAAAAGGCCAUGAAGACGCUGCCCAACUAUCAUCCGCCAGCUGAUUAUAGGCGACCUACUAAGACACAGGAGAAAGUCUAUGUGCCGGUCAAUGACUAUCCAGAGAUCAACUUCAGUACGGAACUAACCCCUCUAAACCCCCACUUUCCCAGUCCUUGCUUUCCUUUUGCCUUCGUCUUGACGAGGCAUGCUCAGACCGACCGAUACAAGUGGAUAUCUUGGAACGUCUGCAGUAUAGCUAUGUCACUAACCCACCUCAUCAAUUACUCUACUGACCCAUUUUGAUCAUUUGACUAACCAAGGUUCUCCUACUAACAGUUGGCCUGCUCAUUGGCCCUCGUGGAAAUACGCUCAAAAAGAUGGAGUCUGAAUCCGGCGCCAAGAUUGCCAUUCGCGGCAAAGGCUCUGUUAAAGAGGGCAAAGGCCGUUCUGACGCAGCUCACUCCAGCAACCAGGAAGAGGAUUUGCACUGUUUGAUCAUGGCAGAUACGGAGGAGAAGGUCAACAAGGCCAAGAAGCUGAUUCACAACGUCAUUGAGACUGUAAGUACCCUGAGCCGCCCUU